AUGAGUGGGCCGUUGUCCAUGGGUCCUAUGCUGGUGAUGGAGAGUAGUCAAGCGAACGGUGCAAUGUACCUCGGUGCUCAUCAUAUGCAACCAGGACCACCACCACCACCGCCACCCCCGCCAAUCCAGAAUGGUACCCAUGUACAGGCCACGUUGAUUCAUCCGCUUCAGUCAAUGCAUGGAUCUACUGCUACUGCAUCCGGUCAACAUAUCAUCAGUUCCUCCUCUUCCUCAAUGAAUCGCUCGCAAAGGUCCAUCUUCUUUGAAUAA
This is a messenger RNA of Gongylonema pulchrum, 270 nucleotides long. The record is from the annotation of a GenBank genome assembly. Lineage: Eukaryota; Metazoa; Nematoda; Chromadorea; Rhabditida; Gongylonematidae.